GAUUGGGGUCAUUUGAUUAUAUCCUGUAUUACAAUCACACGCUUUACUGUUCACUAACACGUAAAUCUAACGAAAAUCUAUUGAAAUAUGAGCAAGUUCCGACUUGACUUCAACGUCUAUGCUUUGCAUUUGACGGCAACGCCGCCUCUCCCAACAUGGCUUCCGCGUAAGCACGUUUAGUAGGCGGGUUGCCGCAGCGCGCUGGCGCCUUUCUGGUAUCUUGUUGAAUCUAUGCAGUAGGCGCAAGUUUCACUUCCUGGUUGGAUUAAGCAAGAUCGCCUUGCCGCGUCGCUCGGAAGCUGCAGAACGAUUCAGUCACGGGAUUGAACAAAUUUACGCCUUGGACUGUAAAAAAAAAAAAAUGACUCGUCACAGGGCAGCGAAGGAGCAGUUUGCCUGACAAAUGACAACCAAGUUUGGGGAUGCCGACUGUCAAUUCCACCUCAGAUGAAGAGCCGCUUCUCUCGGGAAACCGUCAGCUGUACAACGCGUCGGACUCGGAAGAUGAAGGUGACACUUUAUUUGAGAGGAGAACGUCAAACGAAAGAGACGCCGACGAGGACGCACGCGGCAGACUGACAUAUGAGGAAGCCAUCGAGGUAGCAGGCUUCGGCCCGUUCCACGGGCUGCUGCUGCUGGUGUGCGGCUGGGCUAACGCCAGCGACGCGGUGGAGAUCGUGGGCGUGUCCUUCCUGCUGCCCACCGCCCGUUGCGACCUCCUGCUCAGCUCCUCCGACAUGGGCCUGCUGACCGCCUCCAUUUUCCUCGGCAUGAUGGCGGGCGGCUACUUGUGGGGUUACAUGGCCGACAGGAGGGGGCGCUGCAGCGUCUUGGUGGUCUCGCUGACCGUCAACGGCGUGUUCGGAGGCCUGGCCAGCGCGGCGCAGAGGUUCUGGCUCUUCCUGCUGCUCAGGUUCAUCAGCGGUGUGGGGGUCGGCGGGUCCAUUCCCGUCAUCUUCUCCUACUUCUCAGAGUUUAUACCCCGACUGAGGCGAGGCGCCAUGAUCAGCGCUCUGGCCACCUUUUGGAUGGCGGGGAACAUUCUGGCUGCAGGCCUGGCCUGGUUGGUGAUCCCCGGAAGCUGGGCCCAUUUUUCCCUGGGCCCGCUGGACUUCCAAAGCUGGCGGGUGUUCGUUGUACUCUGCUCCAUCCCGAGCAUCACAUCGGCGAUCAUCUUCAAGCUGUUCAUGCCCGAGAGCCCCAAAUUCCUCACGGAGGCCGGUCGAGAGACAGAAGCGAUCCAGGUCUUCCGCCAGAUGCACCGAGUGAACACGCUCGGGAAAGGAACAUCUUUCCCGGAGUUUUCUUUGCACGUGAAUGUCAAGCAAAGAGAGGACAAAACCCAGACUCGGCAGGCGUGCGGACGACUCGGCGCUGUUCUCAAGCAGGGUCUGAUGCCGGUCCGCCUGAUGUUCAGCGGGAACCUCAAAUCCAGGAGCAUCGUGCUGCUCCUCAUCUUCUACUGCAUCUCCUUCAGUUACUACGGUCUGUGGAUGUGGUUCCCCGAACUGUUCGCCCGAAUGGAGGACGGCGGCUCCCCGUGCGCCAGCAACGUGUCCGCCGCGACCGCCCAGCCCAACCACAGCUGCUACCCCGUCAACACCGUCGUGUACGAGGAGGGCUUCUUCAUCGCCGCCGCCAACCUCCCCGGCAACAUCUUUACCAUCCUGGUCAUGGACACCGUUGGAGGCAGGCUGCUGCUCUCGAGCAGCCUGCUCGUGUCCAGCCUCAGCGUGUUCCUCAUCUACGCCGUGCAGACCAAAACGCAAAGUCUGGUCCUGUCCUGCUUGUUUAGCGGCGUGUCCGUCAUCGCCUGGAACGCGCUGGACGUGGUGGGCACGGAGCUCUACCCCACGCAGCUGCGUUCGUCGGCGCUGGGCGUCUUCACGGGGGCCGGCCGAGUGGCGGCCAUCAUGGGGAACGUGGCCUUCGGCAGCCUGGUGGACUCGGACUGCGCCGUGCCCGUCCUGCUGGUGUCGGGCUUGCUGCUCGCCGGCGGCGUCGUGGCGCUCUUCCUCCCGCGCAGCAAACAGACGGAGCUCGCCUGAGCCGCAACCAAAACUCCACUCCGAUAUCCAGACCCAGACAAGUUCAUUUAUUUCCAUAAAUCCUUGAACUUUCAUAGAUUAUAGAUUCAGGGCCCGUAAUUGAAACAAUUUCAAGUAUUUGUUUAUUUUUACAUGAUUUUGGGCUCUAGCUCAUCGCAAAAUCAGGAAUGCAAAAAAUAUGAAUAUUGUGAAGAAAUUAGCCCAAGUUUUGCAAGCUUUAAAUAUUUUUUAACUGAUCUGAGGAUCAGUACGGAGAUGCAGAUUUCAUCUUCCAGCAGGACCGGUCCCCGGUCAAAUCCUGCCAGAAGCGCCAAAACCUGCUUUGAUUCCCGUGCCAUCGUAGCGCUCGACUGCCAGGCCCACUCGCCGGAUCUAAACCCCAUUGAGAAUGCACGAGGCGGGGGGAUUAUCAAGAGGAAAAUGAGGCACACCAGACCCCAAAACAAAGAACUUAAAGCAAGCGUCAAGGAUGUCUGCACUUCCGUAACGCCAAGGCAAUGCUGCGAGCUGAUUGGCUCGGUGCCACGCUGCAAAGGGAUUCUCAAUUAAGUACAGUGGUACCUCUACUUGCGAACAUCUCUAGUAACGAAAAACUCAGGUUACAAAACGCCUCCUCAGAAAAAUACUCUCAAAUUACGAAGGAAAUUCAGGAUGCAGAAGGAAAAAAAUAGCCGCUGGAUUCCCCAAAUUCCCCCCAACGUGCACGUCCUUUGUCUUGGUAUGUGUGGCGCGAGAGAGCUGCUCUCCCAUUGGCUCUCGCCGUAGCAUCUUCCUGGCAUGCCAUUGGCUAGGAGAGACUCUUUACCCAUGAUGCACUUCCUGCAUCUUGGUUUGUCUGGCGCGGUAGAGCUCUUCUCCCAUUGGCUAUCGCAUAGCAUCUUCCUGGCAUCCCAUUGGCUAGGAGGGAUCCCACUCUUUACCCAUGAUGCACUUCCCGCAUCUUGGUUCGUCUGGCGCAACAGAGCUGCUCUCCCAUUGGCUAUCGCCGUAGCAUCUUCCUGGCAUCCCGUUGGCUAAGAGGGAUGCCAAUCUUUUUUUUUUUUUUUUUUUUUUUUUUUACCCGUGAUGCUUUUUGAUUCCCAUUGAUAUCAUUUUGAAAGUACCAUAUUUGGAUUGAUUUAAUGUGACCCUUAGUUCUCUCUCUUUUUUUUUUUUUUCUACAAAAACUGAGAAGCAAAUGAUUUGUUCAAAGCAUUCUGUUUUUGCAUUCUUGAUUUUGUUUGUGGCGGCACAGUGGAUUAGUUGGUAAAGCGUUGACCUCACACUUCUGAUGACGCGGGUUCAAAUCCCAGCCCCGCCUGUGUGGAGUUAGCACGUUUUCCCGGUCUGUGCCUGCGUGGCUUUUCUCCGGUCACUCCUGGUUCUCCCCGCAUCCCAAAGACACGCAUUCAUUGGAGACCGUAAAUUGCCCCUAGGUGUGAUUGUCAGUGCGACUGUUAUCUGACUCCAUGUGCCCUGUGACUGACUGGCGACCAAUUCAGGGUGUCGUCGCCCAAUGUUAGCUGGGAUUAGGCUGCAGCACUCCCGUGACCCUUGUGAGGAUGAGUGGCUGGGAAAAUGGAAUUGGAACUUUUCCAUGAUAUUCACUUUUUUUGCUCUGCAUGGACACACAACCUCAUGAACUCCUCACCUUUUUGGAAAUACUGUAUGUGAUUAGAGUCAAUAUCAAAAGUCUACACACUCCUUUGUUCAAAGGCUUUGUUUUGAUAUCAAAGAUGUAUCAUUUCAAAACCUUUUCUGCCCUUAUUGUGACCUCAUAGGAAACUCUCCACAGCUCUGCACUCCCAAUAACAGUACCGGCUCCUCGAAAAUAUUUAACACGCGGCUAUGAUCGAUUGCCGAAAUAGCUGGCAACAAAAGUGAGUACACCCCUAAGUGAAAGUGUCCAAAUCGCUUUACUCAGAUAUGCUAUGUUAACGAUCUAUACAAUAUUUCAAUAACAAGUUGAUUUUAUGGAUUUUUAUGUUUCACUCCCGCAUAUUUUUAUUUUUAUUUUUUACAUUGCUCAAUUGAGUCGACACAAGCAAAGAACUGAAAGUUACUGCAUAAAACCAAAGGCUUUAUUUUUCAUUUGAUUCUUAUUUUGUAUUGUGUAUAUAUUUUUUUUUUUUCAACAAGCAUUGGAAAAUAAAAUUGA
This is a messenger RNA of Syngnathoides biaculeatus (alligator pipefish), 4185 nucleotides long. It is a transcript of the gene sv2, whose product is annotated as synaptic vesicle glycoprotein 2. The coding region runs from base 423 to 2048 and encodes 541 amino acids. Gene Ontology annotation, cellular component: membrane. NCBI's taxonomy places the organism in Eukaryota, Metazoa, Chordata, Actinopteri, Syngnathiformes, Syngnathidae. The transcript has 13 exons. Gene Ontology annotation, biological process: transmembrane transport. The record is from RefSeq and is a predicted model, not a curated record. Gene Ontology annotation, molecular function: transmembrane transporter activity.